Messenger RNA from Mangifera indica (mango), 976 nucleotides. RefSeq lists its product as uncharacterized. The record is from RefSeq and is a predicted model, not a curated record. The transcript is spliced from 3 exons. Lineage: Eukaryota; Viridiplantae; Streptophyta; Magnoliopsida; Sapindales; Anacardiaceae. The coding region runs from base 45 to 758 and encodes 237 amino acids. Gene Ontology annotation, cellular component: intracellular anatomical structure.
CGAAUGGCAUCAGAUUAUUGAAAUGAAAAGAAAAUGAUUUGUCAAUGGUCAAACCAGUGGGCUCAAUUCAAACCAGUGGGCUCCAUCAUUCGUCACCGUCACCAACUCAACUUCUUAAGUCUAACACUAGAUCUGGAGGGAGAAACAAUGAAUGUAAGUUGUUGAAGGAGAAGAAAGCGAACGUUACCAUGGCUACCGCGUCAGAGAUUGCUGCAAAACUGAACCUUAAACCUCACCCAGAAGGUGGGUUUUACGCAGAAACGUUUAGAGAUUCUUCUGUUAUUCUCUCCAAAUCUCAACUGCCUCCUCGGUAUAAAGUUGGUCGUCCUGUCAGCACAAAUAUAUAUUUCCUCCUGCCAUCAGGCAGUGUGUCACGCCUUCACCGGAUACCAUGUGCAGAGACUUGGCAUUUUUAUGUGGGAGAGCCUCUUACAGUAAUUGAACUGGAUGAUAAAGAUGGACAAAUUAAAUUAACAUGUCUUGGAAAUGAUCUUGUUGGAAGCAAUCAGCAACCACAGUAUGCAGUGCCUCCAAAUGUAUGGUUUGGUGCUUUUCCAACAAAGGAUUUUCAGAUUUCCUCAGAUGGGGUGGUGAGCAAAGGUGAACCAAGGGAUGCUGAGAGCCACUAUUCCCUCGUCGGCUGCACUUGUGCACCUGCCUUUCAGUUUGAGGACUUUGAGUUAGCAAAGCGCGCUGAUCUUAUAUCUCGUUUUCCCAAGCAUGAGCAGCUCAUCUCUCUGCUUACCUUUGAGGAGUAAAGAGAAGGUUGACUCUGCGUUGAUCUGUGAAUUUCAGGCUUGUAAUGCCCCAAUAAUGCUUGUGGCUUCAGGAAUCUUGAGUGCUUAAGUAUUAUUAAAACUACAGACCUCCAAAGUUUUACUUGUAUCUCUGGAAAUCAACUAGUCUACUACAUGCUAGACUUUGUUUAAUUUUUACUUUGAAAAAUAAAAUUAGUGGAAGCUUAUGAAACCUCAAA